AUGUCAUCCAACAUUGCCAACCAAGGCUCCGUCAACUCGGACGCCUUGUCCGCACCAUUCUCUCUCGCGCAACCGGGUCAAGAUUCUCAAGCACGCCUCCGGAUUUUCAACGCCGACAACCAACUUGAAAGCGGAAGCGUUCAUCGAAUCGGGUCUCCUCAGGGACAAAAGAAUCGUACUCAACGCGUGAGCGCCGUCAUUGCAGACGUCGAACAGCUCGUCCCUUACGGGGUCGAUGUCGCACCCGUUCAAGGGCAAGCCAACAACGACCAGACGCCAGACCUUCGAGGCGUCGGCGAACAAUUCUCCGUAAUACCCAGCAACGCAUCCAGUGACUGA
Messenger RNA from Colletotrichum spaethianum, 339 nucleotides. RefSeq lists its product as uncharacterized. NCBI's taxonomy places the organism in Eukaryota, Fungi, Ascomycota, Sordariomycetes, Glomerellales, Glomerellaceae. Bases 1 to 339 code for a protein of 112 amino acids. The record is from RefSeq and is a predicted model, not a curated record. The transcript is spliced from 2 exons.